Molecule: messenger RNA, 1383 nt
Organism: Ornithodoros turicata
Lineage: Eukaryota; Metazoa; Arthropoda; Arachnida; Ixodida; Argasidae
Exons: 5
Coding region: 108-1340 (410 amino acids)
Source: RefSeq, a predicted model, not a curated record
ACGAUCGGCAUCGUCAGUCAUACUACAUGACGUGUCUGUGCUGGAUGUGUUUUCGUUAAUUUAGGAACAAACGCAAAGGUCUACUUUUGCCUCGCGGAGCAAAGCACAUGGAGCAGUCGGAAAAACAGUAUGCCGAGGCGGUCGCCCUGGAGGACAGGCACAGAAAGUACGCGGCACUGGUAAUGCUGGGAAUCCUCCUGGUAACUGCGGUCAUCAAGUACAACACGAUAAUCAAAAUGACAGCCGUGGCGGCACAAAAUGUGACAGUGAAUGAUACUGCGAUGAUCGACGAUGUCGACGACCCUUCAGCGGAGAUCCAACGUCCCUACCGGGGAGCAAAGAUGUCAAAAGCGCAAGUCAAAGAAUUCGCAAAGAAGAAAUCGAAGAGAAACAAACGCAGGAAGAAAAAGUACAUUGGACGACGCGUCAAGCUAUGCUCGGCCCUCAUCUUGUUUCUCAUGACAGUAGUAGGGUUGAUUUGCUAUUACAAGAAAUCUAUUAUAGAUAAAUUCGUGGGUCCUCCUAACAAAAAAAUCCGUUGCAAGGAGACCGACGUAGCUGCGCAGAAGACGGUUGAAGAACGGGCAGAGGAAAACCGAAAGUCAGAAAGCGACGAGCUAAAAGGUUUCGUCGAAAUGGACGACAUUAGUUUCAACAGGCGGGAUGUCUCCAAGGCGGUUCUGUGUCUGGCAGCGGUUGUAGUGAUUUUAGGAUUACUGUUUUACCUCGUAGACUUGGCGCUGUUCGUAAGCUCGUGGAAACCGUUUCCAGAGAAGCGUAGUUCAUGUCAAACAUCGGAUGCCGCGUCCACAGCGAAGAAAAGGCGCGCAUCAGAAAAGUCAUACAGGGAUGCCAUCGCUAAAGCGUGCGGAACCCUCGUGACGUUGCUGGCUUCGCUGGUCUUCACCUGGUGGUGUACCAGAGGCAUGGACGAGGGGAAGACAAAGAUGGAGGACGACAGAGGAGACGAGAGUGAAUGCAAGAAGCAGGUGGAAGUGGAAGAUAAGGAUGGCGGUGAAAGGGAGGUUGAAGAAGCCGUCGACGUGGACCUGGAAGACCAGGCAAAGAAUACGAAUAAGGAAGCAAAUGAAGAAGGUGAUGGUGAUGGAGUGUGUAGCGACAUUGCUAUCACGGAACAGGAUCGUGACGGUAAGAAGGUUGUGGGGCUCAACGGAGGAGUAGGAGCCGAGCCUAUGAGGGAGGACGCUGGUUCGGGAAUGGAAUUGGAAAAUCAUGAUGAGAACUUGGCAGAAGUAAUCCCAACGAACAAUGUAAUCGAUCAGGAGAGCGUCAAGUCCAUGGGUGUCCUCAAGGAGAGUAGUGACCGUGAGAACAACUAAAAGACGAGUUGAAGAAUGGAGGAAAGAUAGAACAGGUAGUUGG